Diabrotica balteata is the source of this 1800-nucleotide messenger RNA. The record is from the annotation of a GenBank genome assembly. Lineage: Eukaryota; Metazoa; Arthropoda; Insecta; Coleoptera; Chrysomelidae.
CUCUGUUUAAACUCAACGCGAUGUUUUCAUAUAAAUAGCAGAUUCAAGCACCCAUAGAAUGGUAAAUUAGAACACAAAAAAGCCACCAUGAAUAACCACAAUAUCAAAAUUUUGAACUUCAGCAACUUGGAUGCUGUAACUUACCCCAUAAUCAAAAUCAUUGGUCGUGUACAGUACUCGGCAAGUCUGUCAUGCCAAAACCAAAAGGACAAAAAUGUUUACUUGAGCCAGAACAAUAACAACACUGUUCUUAUAUCAACCAGUCUUAUCAAUGACAAAUUCAAAUUCUUGGUGGAUUUGGCACAGGGGAAGAAUCAAAUAAAUAUUAAGUACUGCUGUGAGAACGUUUCUAUUGUUCUGGAGUAUUUUCCAGUUUUAUCAGAGACCGCUGUGAUACCGUUGUAUGUGAUAUGUGAGGACCACGAUGGCUGUUUUCAAGCUCCUCCUUGGGAAAACAACACCAUCGAAAGCGCUUGCAAAAGAAUCAAUUUGGGAUUAAGGUUGCUGCAGUGUGUUGCCGCUGAAAAACUAUACGAGCAUGGACUAGGAAGGAAAACGUUUUUCCUGAGUGGGGAGUGCCAGGUUUUCAGGAGUCAGAUUAGUUGCUUGGAGGCGAGAAAUAUGACGCAAAUGCAAUUAUGGGAAAACAUUGGCCGGGAAAUAAUGAAGUCCAACUUGGGUUCAGAAAAUAAAAAAUAUUUGGCUUUUCUCUCAUGUACCAAAUACUACGGAGAGAAAUAUAAAGAAGGAGUAACAAAUACGCACGAAGAUCUUAUGGAGAUCACCAAAGGAUACGUGGCCUUGGGUGGAGGAGGGCUAGCGUUGUUUGGUACUGCAUGUUUGUAUACUUGGCCAGAAUAUUUUGAGGAGAUCAUUCUUCGCUUUGAGGAUAAUAAUUUAGUGGACAGGACGCAGUUUUUGGACGAUAGCUGUUAUAGAGGUACUUUAGGAGCCUGUUUCUCUACAACCCUCGGUUCAGUGCUUCACGAACUAUUUCAUACUUUCGACUUAGGUCACACAGAAGAGGGAAUAAUGGGUAGAGGUUUCGAUAAUAUUUACAAAGUUUUUACAAAUUUCGACGUUCCGAAUCAAACCCUAGAAGCUGGCUACGAUACCCAAAGAACCUUCCAAGACAAAAUUGAGUUCAAGGAAGAAUUCGAACCGGAGAGUCUACUAGAGAGACUUAAGAAUGAGAAUAAGAAAAAAGAGUUCACUGUGAUCAAGAAGUUUGAAGAAAUCGACGAUACCGUUCUAGGAAGAAGUUGUGCUGUGAUAUUGUGUUACCACAGGUGGUUUAAUCAAACAGUCUCUAAGCAAUCGUCAUUGCUCACUUUUGAUCCGUUUAACAAACUAAUCAAGUCAACAGCAGGAGUUCGAGUAGUUGAAAUACGAAGCGUAGAAAAAGAACUGGUGUUACACAGUUGGGUUUUCGAUGGAAGAAUCUUAAAAUUUUCAUUCCAAAUACCUCAAGAUAUUCUAAAAGGAACCAACAAUUCCAGCUGUAUCGUUUUUGUGGAAGAUACUAUUGGUUGCAUUUUGAAGGAAGAAUUCAGUGUUUAAAAUAGGGUGAUCAAAAUUGUUUUACUAGUACAAAUGUUUACAUAAAAGUUGACAUAGAAUAUAUUCUGUAACUGUAACAAAGUUUGUUCUACAAGUUGUAAUAACUAUUAAGAAUGUGCCAAAGUUUAAGUAAAAGUUGAUUGCAAAUGUUAGCUUCAUAUGGCAAACAAAAAAAUAUUAUAAUAUUAACAAGAACGAGAUAAAUGCUUAGUUCUAUCGAAACUACUGGCGCUGAUGUCA